AUGCGUCGUGCUAGUUUCCAGCGUUUCCUCUCGUCCUCUGGGAAACGCUUCCUCUCCCAAAAAAUCAUCCCUUUCACUUUUGAAAAAUACCCAAACGUGAAAAGAAACCCAAAUUUCAAAUCCAUCGAUUCUCAAGAUAUCGCCUUUUUCCAAUCCAUCCUUCCUUCACCUCAAUCCAUCCUACAAUCAGACCUCGAUGAAUUCAACAUCGAUUGGAUGUAUAAAUUCAAAGGUCAAUCACAACUCGUAUUGAAACCAACAUCCACCAUCCAAGUCUCUCAAAUCUUGAAAUAUUGUAAUGAGAAAAAUUUGGCACUCGUUCCUCAAGGUGGUAACACAGGUCUCGUAGGUGGCGGUGUCCCCAUCUUUGAUGAGAUUGUCUUGUCGUUGAAAAAUUUCAACAAAAUCAGAUCCUUUGAUGAAAUUAAUGGCAUUUUGAAAUGUGAUCCAGGUAUCAUCUUACAGGACGCCCAAGAGUUUCUUGCCUCCAAGGGUUACAUCUUCCCCAUCGACCUAGGUGCCAAAGGCUCGUGUCAAAUAGGUGGGAUGGUCGGUACAAAUGCAGGUGGCUUACGUUUGUUAAGAUAUGGUCCCUUGCAUGGAAGUAUUCUUGGGUUGGAAGUUGUUCUACCUGAUGGUACCAUCAUCGAUGGUAUGCAUUCGUUAAGAAAGGAUAACACAGGUUAUGAUUACAAGCAAUUGUUUAUUGGUUCAGAAGGUACUCUUGGUGUUGUCACAGGCAUCUCUGUCGCCACCCCGAUCAAAUCCAAUUCGGUCCAAGUCGCCUUCAUGGGGAUCAAAGAUUAUUCAAGUGCCAUGAAACUAUACGUCAAGGCUAAACAAGAUCUGGGUGAAAUCCUUUCUGCUUUCGAAUUCAUGGAUGGUCAAUCUCAAGAAUUUGUCAAGAAGUAUCGUUCUACCACAUCCCCCAGCAUCACUUUCCCCUUAGAAGAAUCUUACCCCUAUUACAUCCUUAUCGAAACUUCCGGCAGCAACAAAGAUCAUGACCAAUCCAAGAUGGAAACCUUCUUGGAAACCGCCAUGGAAAAUGAAUUGAUUGAAGAUGGUACCAUUGCUCAGGAUUCUAACGAAGCCCAUGAACUUUGGAAUUGGAGAGAAUUGAUCCCGGAGUCUUGUCAAUUGAACGGUGGUAGUGUUUACAAAUACGACAUCUCACUGCCCAUCAGAGAUAUGUAUUCCUUAAUAGAAGAAACUAACAAGAGAUUACAAGAACAAUCACUUAUUGCCGAUUCCUCCUCCUCCCCCUCCUCCUCCUCCUCCUCCUCCUCCAAACCUGUCAUUGGUGCCGUUGGGUUCGGACAUAUGGGUGAUGGUAACAUCCAUUUAAACAUCGCUACAAAACAAUACAGUAAAGAAGUCGAAUCUGUCUUGGAACCCUUUGUUUAUGAAUUUGUAAGUAGUAAGAACGGUUCCAUCAGUGCUGAACAUGGGAUCGGGUUCCAAAAGAAACCCUAUCUCACCUACGGCAGAUCCAAAGAAGAGAUCCAAUUGAACCGUCAAAUUAAAAACUUGUUUGAUCCAAAAGGUAUCAUGAAUCCGUAUAAACUUUUAUAA
This is a messenger RNA of Henningerozyma blattae CBS 6284, 1575 nucleotides long. RefSeq names its product D-lactate dehydrogenase (gene DLD2). NCBI's taxonomy places the organism in Eukaryota, Fungi, Ascomycota, Saccharomycetes, Saccharomycetales, Saccharomycetaceae. The record is from RefSeq and is a predicted model, not a curated record. Gene Ontology annotation, cellular component: mitochondrion. The transcript has a single exon. Bases 1 to 1575 code for a protein of 524 amino acids. Gene Ontology annotation, molecular function: catalytic activity; FAD binding.